AUGUCCGGCGCAUCUGACAAAGCGCGCUUCUACCUGGAACAGGCUGUUCCCCAGUUACAGGAAUUCAAGGAGAAGAAGAUAUUCACAGAGGUUCGUCGGCGCUGCGUUUUCCCCCUCGUCCCCUUAUAUAUAUCAUUGCUCACGUAUAUCAUACAGGAGGAGAUCAGAGCGUUAGUCAAGAAGAGAUCCGAUUUCGAGCACAAGGUCCUCGCGCGAGGUUCAACACCAGUGGACUUCGCCCGAUAUGCUGCGUGGGAGAUCGGGCUGGAAAAUCUGCGCGCAAAACGCUGCAAGCGCAUGAAGAUCAAAGGAAGCACCACACAUACGGGCCAGGCGCGGAUAUUCAAGAUCUUCGAUAGAGGAACACAGAAGCACCCCAGCGAUGUGGCGUUAUGGAUGUCCUAUCUGGAGCAUGCCAAGCAAGCAAAGGCUACCAAGAAAUUCAAAACGAUCCUCACAGCGGCGAUUCGUUUACAUCCUUUAAAAUGCGAGCUUUGGCUAUACGCCGCACGAUGGAGUUUAGAGGCCGAAGCGGAUAUGAAGGAGGCGAGGAGUUACAUGUCAAGGGGAGCACGCUUCUGUACGAGAAGUAAGGAUCUGUGGAUCGAGUGGGCUAAAUUGGAGAUGAUAUAUCUUGCGAAAAUUGCCAUGCGGAGGAAGAUUCUGGGAAUCGAUAUCGAAGAGAGUACAGAUGAUCCGAUGGAAAUUGAGGGUUCGGCCCGGGACAAGGAUUUCGGCGAUGAUGAUGUCGUCGGGCUUGGUGUUACGCAAGCCCAGGUGGACUCCAUUACACCAAGCAUGUUAGGGAGAGUCAAGGUCGAUGCAGAAGCUGCACAGGAUCCCAUAAACACGCCAGCUCUGCAAGGAGCCAUUCCUCUCGCAAUUUUCGACGAAGCCAAGAAGCAACAAUUCUUCAAUGCAGCAGUAGCCGCGGACUUCUUCGACAUGUUCGCCAACUUCACGCAAGUACGCUGUCUCCCAAAAAUUCUGCAACAUGUUCUAGAUACCCUGACCGAAUCAUACCCCAAAGACCCAUUUACGUGCAAUUACUACAAUAAGCAGCCGCUGAUUGGAAUCGAUCCAAACUCGGCAGCCUUCCCAAUGGCUUUGGGUUCAUUCCUGGACCGACUGAAGGAAUCAAUGGAGAAGACGAAUGACAAGACAGAGCUUGUAAAGAAGACAAGAGCCUGGAUUGAGCCGAUCCUGGCCUUGGAGGAACUGGAUCCGGACAUCAAGACUGUAUUAGAGCAUACGAUGCGGAAGCUCUUAGUGAAAGCAUCGUAA
This is a messenger RNA of Drepanopeziza brunnea f. sp. 'multigermtubi' MB_m1, 1284 nucleotides long. The record is from RefSeq and is a predicted model, not a curated record. NCBI's taxonomy places the organism in Eukaryota, Fungi, Ascomycota, Leotiomycetes, Helotiales, Drepanopezizaceae.